GACUUACAUGGAAACAGUGGAGGGUAAAAUACAAAAAGAGAAAAACGGAGAAAUCAACUCACAUUUUGAAUGAUAGAUGUAAGAGAUGUAGAUGCUGUUAAUUUGUUGAAUCCUUUUCUUGAAGUCAUUCGUUCAGGAAACACAACAGGUCCUAUUGCUGGUACUGCUUUAGGAAGUGUAGAGAAACUUUUGAAUUAUGGCAUUAUUGGUAUUCAUAAUCCAAGAAUUUCCUCUGCUAUGAAUGCAUUGUCUUCAGCUGCUACUCACUGUAAAUUUGAAGCUUCUGAUGCUGCUUCUGAUGAACUUGUAUUACUCCGAAUGCUUCAAGUGCUUCAAAUGGCCAUCACAAGUGAAUGUGGACAAGUAUUGAGUGAUGAAGCAGUGUGUGAAAUGAUGGAAACAGGACUCAGUAUGUGUUGUCAGAUGAGAUUAAGUGAAAUGCUAAGAAAAUCGGCUGAACAUGUCAUGAUAAAUAUGGUGGUUGCUAUUUUUGAGAGGUUGAAGAGUUUAGAAGAUGAAUGGCAAUUUAUUGAAUCCCCAAAUGAUAGCACAGAAGAACCUGCUGAUCCUCAUAUGAGUACACCAAAGCCUUCACACUCACCUCUGUUAGAAUCAAAUACGGACAAUACAUCUGAUAAAGAAGAACAAGCAUCUACUGUAGUCGAGCCUGAACAACCUCUAGUAGAAUCUCCAGAACAAGAACAGCUACCAGAAAAAGAAGAAGAAAAAGAACAAGAACAGGAAGAAAUAACUCAAGCUACUGCUGCAGUGACAGAACCCACACCAUUAAGAACCUAUGGCUUACCAGCCAUUCGUGAAUUACUACGUGUCCUUAUUUCUUUGCUCAAUCCUCAUGAACACAAGCAUACAGAUUCCAUGCGUUUAAUGGCACUUGGUAUCUUGAAUGUCGCUUUUGAAGUAGGAGGCAAAAGCAUUGGUCGCUUUGAAUCCCUGCGUGCUCUUGUGACAGAUGAUUUCUGUAAAUAUGUAUUUCAAUUAGCCAAGACAGAUUCUUUGCCUUUACUUGCUCUCUCGCUGCGUGUAAUCUCAACUGUGUUUGAUACCAUGCGACCUUACUUGAAACUUCAACAAGAACUAUUCAUCUUUUUUUUGAUUGAACGAUUAUCACCUCCAUCUGGUGCAGGCAGUCGUAGUAUGUCAGUGGAGGUGGAUGAUGAGGGAAAUAUCAGUUUUGUGCCUUUAAGAGGCGAUAUGGAUGUAGCAGCAACUGUCGAUGCAAGAAGUGGUUCACCUAAUAUGUUUUUAGGAAAGUCAACAGAUUAUCCACGAAACAGCAAGAACUAUUCUUCUUCAGAGCAAAUGGCAAUCACAGUCGAAGUACGUGAAUUGCUGUUAGAAAGCCUGGUUCAGUUUGCUCGUAGACCUACAUUUAUGAUUGAUUUAUGGUACAAUUAUGAUUGUAAUUUGACAUGCGGCGAUCUCUUUGAAGAAUUGGUUCAGUUCUUGAGCAAGAAUUCUUUUCCUGAUCCUCAGAGCUUUUCGCUUAUGAACUCUCAUGUCCUUUGCUUGGACACCUUGCUAACUUUUAUCGGUCAAAUGGUUGAGCGCGUAGAUGAUCAGACAUCAGACGAUGACUAUGUUGAGCUCACAUCAGUACAAGAUUUGCUUGAAUGCAAGACACGAAAAAGAUUGAUUUUGAAAGGAUCAAGAUUGUUCAAUGAAUCGCCCAAGAAGGGUAUUCAGUUCCUUAUUGAAAAUAAUGUGAUUAAAGCAGAUGAAAAUGGCAAUUACAAUGCUAGCCUAUCUCAAUUCUUAAGAUCAACGCAGCAAUUAGACAAGAAGAUGUUGGGUGAAUAUCUUGGUAGACCAGAGAACUUUGAUACUCUAAAAGCAUACAUGCAGCAAUUUGAUUUUACUGGAAAACGCAUGGACGAAGCAUUGCGUAUGAUCUUGGAAACCUUCCGUUUACCUGGUGAAUCUCAACAGAUCAUGCGUGUCACAGAAUCGUUUGCAGCCACCUUUUUUGAAUAUGGACCCAAAGAGAUCAGCACAGUGGAAGCAGCAGAAGUCUUGGCUUAUUCUGUCAUCAUGUUGAACACAGAUCAACACAACCCACAAGUCAGACGCCAAUCUCGCAUGUCUUUGGAACAAUAUGUUCGUAAUGUGAGUGGUGUCAACAACAAUGGCGAUUUCCCUAAAGAAUACCUUCGCUUGAUUUACGAAGCUAUUCAACAAGACGAGAUCCUAAUGCCUGAAGAGCAUGAAGGUUUAUUGGGAUUCAAUUAUGCUUGGAAACAAUUACAACAUCGAUCAACUUUGUCUGGACAAUUUGUUCAGUGCAACACAUCGGGUUAUGACAAAGCCAUUUUUGAGUUGUCAUGGAAACCUGUUGUUGCUGCUAUUUCCUAUGUGUUCAGUACAGCUCAAGAUGACGAUACAUUACAAAAGGCUAUUACAGGCUUCCGCCAUUGUGCUUCCUUGGCUGCUCGUUUUGAAUUAUACGAUGUAUUUGAUAGUAUUGUGGUGAAUUUGGCUACCAUGACUGGUUUAUUAGACAACUCCAAUACCAAUACGUCUGUGCCUGAUCCUAUUGUCGAUGUAGCAGGACAAAAAUACGUUGUCAGCAAGCUGGCUGUUCGUUUUGGUCGUAAUUAUAAGGGACAGUUAGCAGCUGUUGUGAUGUUUGCCAUUGUCACACGCCAUGGUGAUUCUUCACGCAAGGGAUGGCUUAAAGUUUUGCAGAUCAUCCGAAAUUUAUUUCUUAAUUCGUUACUACCCAGUUCUAUGCUACAGGUGGAAGAUUUCUUGUCAGGCACAACCAGUAUCCCCCUCAAGCCAAAGAGUCCUAAACCUGCUAAACAAACAAACCGUCGUGAUGGCUCACUUUUGUCCACACUAUCUUCUUAUCUUUUAUCUCCUUAUUCAAGCGAUGAGACCUAUUAUCGUGAUCCUACUGAAGAAGAAGUAGAGAGCACCAUGUGUGCUGUGGAUUGUGUUGCAGCUUGUAAAUUAGAGGAAUUGUUCUCUGAUAUCAACACAUUUCAUACAGAAACGCUUGUUUGUCUUCUCAAAGCGAUCCGUUCUGUUGGCUAUGAUACCGGGGUGAUGAAGAAGGCUACUAUUACCAUUCCUUAUGAUCCUGCCACAGUCUUGUUCUUAGAAUUUAUGAUCACAAUCACUGUGCGAAAUGCAGAUAGAAUAGAAGAACUAUGGCCAUAUGCUACUGAAUACAUCUUUGGUAUUUUAGAUUUUGCUGACAAGCAAAGUGUAUUGGUAGUAGAGAGAACGGUUGUUGGCAUGUUACGGUUGUGUAUCUGUAGUGCGUCUAGAAAUGUCAUGUUGAAUGAGAUUCUAAAGUGUUUGCGAUUGUUACGUGAUUUCCCUUCCACUGUCACUCAAGCAGUAGCAGAACAAAUGAUGGCGGGUAUUUUCAACUUGUCAUCUGCUAAUUCUGAAAAUAGAAACGAUACCGAAUUUUUGAACACAAUCUUGGAAAUCAAACAAAAAGUAGCCAAUUCUUUGUAAGCUGAAUAAAUAAUAUCCUUUAUAUACAUAUGGAACCAUGAUUUCAAAUGGAUCUACAAAGAAAGUAAUUGUGUAUAAUUUGUCCCACCAAUCAUACUGCCGCACGGUUGAACAAAGUGCGCCCUAAAAUUACC
Molecule: messenger RNA, 3620 nt
Organism: Gilbertella persicaria
Lineage: Eukaryota; Fungi; Mucoromycota; Mucoromycetes; Mucorales; Choanephoraceae
Exons: 10
Coding region: 70-3486 (1138 amino acids)
Biological process (GO): regulation of ARF protein signal transduction
Molecular function (GO): guanyl-nucleotide exchange factor activity
Source: RefSeq, a predicted model, not a curated record